AUGGCGUCUUUGACACCGGUCGAAUACACUUCCAAAAUCUUUCAUAACAUCGUAGUCACGCCUGCACAAGAAUUUCACCUACUCAACGAAUUGGUAAAAUCAGCCGCAGUUGCCAUCCACAAUUCCAACUUUAAAUCCGGAUUCACCUUCGAGCACGUGGGUAUGCUCCUAGUCACAAGUUCCAAUGUGAAACUCUUGGUGCACAGCGGUCCGAUGUGCGGCACGGUGAUAGACCUUUUUACUUUCGAACUCGCGAGAAAGUAUCGUAUCACCGAAUUCUACAAACCAUUGGAUGGAGUUCGGGUUCGUGACUUUUACGUGACUUCCGGUGGAAACAAACCUUGGGGGUGGGGAAGUGAUAAAGCUGGGAUGUGCACGGAUUCGGUGUGGAGGAUGUUGGAGACGUUGUUCGACGCUAAGGAGGGGGUCGAACUAAGAUUUGAGUGGGCCGAUAAACAGCACGGAAGUUUUCUCAGUAGUUUCUUGGUGGACAUCUCGUACUUCUGGAUCAUGAGACUGUACUUUGGAAAUAGGACAUGA
This is a messenger RNA of Acaulospora morrowiae, 540 nucleotides long. The record is from the annotation of a GenBank genome assembly. NCBI's taxonomy places the organism in Eukaryota, Fungi, Glomeromycota, Glomeromycetes, Diversisporales, Acaulosporaceae.